Saccharomycopsis crataegensis is the source of this 1056-nucleotide messenger RNA. RefSeq names its product U2-type spliceosomal complex subunit CWC25. Lineage: Eukaryota; Fungi; Ascomycota; Saccharomycetes; Ascoideales; Saccharomycopsidaceae. Bases 1 to 1056 code for a protein of 351 amino acids. The transcript has a single exon. The record is from RefSeq and is a predicted model, not a curated record. Gene Ontology annotation, biological process: mRNA splicing, via spliceosome. Gene Ontology annotation, cellular component: U2-type spliceosomal complex.
AUGGCUCCAGGGGAUUUGAAUUUGAAGAAAUCAUGGAAUCCGAAAUUGAUGAAGAAUCAAAAGAAAGUGUGGGAGAAAGAACAGGAAGCGCUCGAAGAACGAAAGAAGAUCCAAAGUCGUCAACGGGAGAUUCAAGAGGAACGAGAGCGUCAAGAAUUACGUCGUCUUCGUCAACAACAACAUGGAAAAUCAUCGUCUUCCAAUGAUGUGGAACGCAUGGAUUGGAUGUACGAGCAUGGAGAGGUUGGUGAUGGGUUGAAGAAACCCGGAAACAACGAUGCCAAUGAUGAUGAAGAUGAUGAGAAUGAGUACUUGGUGGGGAAGAAGCGGUUGGACGAUUUAAUCAUUAAUUCUGAUGAUAAGAAACAGGUGAACAAGCAUAAUAGACUAGAAAACACUUUAAUGGUAGGGAGACAGCAACAACAGCAGGCUGAUGAUGUUGGGACGACUAAUCUGGGAUCCUCUAGCAGGUCCGCAGGCGGGUUAUUGGAUCAGAAAGAAUUAAUGAAGUUAGCAAAGGAUGAUCCAAUGGUGAAGAUCAAGUAUAUGAGGCAAUUACAACUACAGCAGCAGCAGCAGGAGACGACGAGAAAGCAAAAGGAUAUAGAAAAUAAUAUAUCAAGUGAUAAAGAUAGACAGUACAAUGAUAGGCAUCGCGAUAGGCAUUAUGAAAACCAAAGAUCGACGAGACGUGAUGAAGGGUAUUCAGAUAGAGAUAGGUCCAGUAGGGAUCGUGAUCAUCGCCAAGGAAGUGAUGGAUCAAGGCACGGAGAAUCUAGAAAAGAUCGCCUUGACAAAGAUCGUGAUUAUCAUAGAGGGAAAGAUCACUACAGAGAUCGUUCGAGUCAUAGGAGAGGUCGUGAUGAUUACCACAGAGAUCGCAGCAGUAGUAACAGGGACAAUGAUCAUUAUUCUCGAUCUAAACGACAUGAUGAUCAUCGAUACAGAUCUCAUCAUAGAAGUUCUCACAGCCUGAGAUCUCAUGAAAGUUCCACUAAGAAAGACUUAGAAGGCCAACAGAAAGAUAGAGAAAGCGUUGUUGCACUAAACAAAUGA